Condylostylus longicornis is the source of this 3340-nucleotide messenger RNA. RefSeq names its product serine/arginine repetitive matrix protein 1. NCBI's taxonomy places the organism in Eukaryota, Metazoa, Arthropoda, Insecta, Diptera, Dolichopodidae. The coding region runs from base 870 to 2771 and encodes 633 amino acids. The transcript has 8 exons. The record is from RefSeq and is a predicted model, not a curated record.
UUAACAAUUUAUAUAUGUACUUUAAUAGUGAAAAAUAAAAUGGCGUUAAGAUUUUGGGAAGUGUUCGCUUAGGCAAAUAAGCAAUAUUGGAUAAAAUUAAGAAACAAAAUUACAAAACAUUACAAAAUUUCCAUAUAAUCGAGAACUUUUGAUUUAAAGUACGUAUCUCGUAGUUCGUGAAAAACUUCGGUAAAAUAUAGUGUGGAUUAAUAAAAAUUGAUUAAUUAUUAAUUAUUACAUAUAUAUAUAUGUAUAGAUAUGUAUGUAUAAAGAAAAUAGAAGUGCAAACUGUGAAAAAAAGUGAAAGAUCGGUCUAGGAAAACUUUCUAAUUUUAUAAAAAAAAUAUUUGGAAAAAAUAGACAAAUUUUAUACUUUAUGAAAUUCGGGUCUAAUAUAGAGAAAUCGAAAAUUGUAUUUUUUAUAUUUCGGUCGCAAUUCUGGUGCAUAAAUACACGGUCAACUCAGCAUUGAACAUUUUAUUAAAUUUCUCGCGUUCAGUGGUGCUAAUUUUUCGAUAUAAAAUUAUAGCGAAUACGCGUUCUUAUUUAUGUAAAUAAAAAUACAUACUGGGUUUAUGAAUUUUAUUUGUAAAUUCCAAUUAAAGUUUUUUAGCAUAUUUUAUAUAUGUAUAUAAGCAUUUCAUAUAAUUGAUUGUUUUCAUCUUAAUUUGUAUUGGCGUCGCAACAAACGACGUCGAACUAUUCGUGGGAUUUUAAUUUUUAGAGAUUUCAUUACUUAUUCGAUUCGGUAAAAAAUAUUACAUGGGAUUUGUCCGAAACUUAAUUAUAUCCUAAGAGAAAAAUUUAUUGAAGGAACCUUAAUUUUACUGAAAAUUGAAAAGCAGAUUAUAUAAUAAUAAAAGAAAAUAAUGUCUAUGUCUCGUAGGCGUGACAUUAGCCCUCAACCGCGUCCUGGUAAACUUCGGAUGGAUAGACAGCCUGUUGUUACAAGAAUUACAGAUCCAAGUUUGCCUGCUGGAAAACGUAAAGAAAUCGACAACGUAAUGAAAAAAGCCCGAUCAGGUGGUCCAACCAAUGAAUAUUGGGACAAAAAAUUAUUGGAAGUCGAAGAAAAAGAUCCAAAUCGCUGGCGUCAUACAGGUUAUAAAAAAAUGUAUAUCGAAGGUGAAAGUAGUUCGGAUAGCGAGCGCGAAGGAAACUUUCGUUAUAAUCGCGGCAAUGGCAAUAAUACUGGUAAUAAUGCGUUUCGUAGUGGUAACGGGGGCGGUGUUGGUGUUCCAUCCGCUGUAAGACGAACUGUAUCGCGUAGUAGAAGCCGAAGCAGGAGUAGAAGUCGGAGUCGGUCGCGUAUGCGUAAAACACCACCAUCACCAUCACCUAUAUCAAUGCGUAGAAGAUCACCGCCAGAUCAUAUUCGGCGAAUGUCACCUAUUCCGCAGGACACGCGUCGUCCCCGAUCUCCCAUAGAAAGAUCACCGGUACGAAGAGCACCAAGAUCUCCGGAUUAUGGGCCUCCGAGGGGAGUCGCGCGUGUUCCUCCAAGGCCCAGGUCACCACCAGAACCGUUAAUGGCAAACAAUUCCGGUAAUAUGCGUCGAAACAUAUCGCCAAGAUCACCAAUGGAUACAAGACGUCGGUCUCCAUCUUCUCCACCCGGUGGAGUAAGACGCCGGUCACCUAUAAGUGGUCCAAGUGGCGUACCACCUACAAGUAAACGUAUACCAGGAGGACAGAUUUUACCUAGAUCUAAAAGACCACCAUCGCCACCACCCAAAGGAAGAACUUGUCGAUCACGUUCGAACAGUUCUGUAAGUAGCUGUUCAGAUGAUUCAUGCUCUGUUUGUUCUUUGAAACAUCAUCCCCGUUCUCGUUCGCCUUCAAUACCGUCGCGUUCAAGACCAGGACCACGUUCUCCGCCGCCUAAAGCAAUUAGUGCAAAUCAUCAUAGUCGCGCCGGACCGUCUAAUGCUCGAAUCGCUCACGGUAUCCCUAACAGCAAGCGACCACCAUCCAAUUUGGGGCCAUCGUCGUCGCGCAUGCGUCCUGUUUCUCCACCAGUUCGUCCUGAAAAAUAUCGGGCGGAAACAAAGGUUGUACGUGCAAGUCGCGAAACAAGUCGCGAAAUGGUUAUAGAGCGUCCGCACACCGAAUUAAAAACGAGAGGAAAUCGGCAUUCCCCUAUUCCAGUUGAUCCCCGUUUAAAACAUAGACCACCUGAGCCCGCAAGCCCGGCUCCAGCACCAAAAAAGAAGAAAGAUAAAACAGAAAAACUUCGUACAAGGAUUAAAAUUGAAGGUGAAAAACGUAGCAAAAAACAUCAUAGUUCAUCUGAUUCAGACGAUUCGGAGUCUGAUAGCGAAAGUUCAUUACCUACUUUUACAGCAACUACACGUUUAACAUUAUCAGAACGCUUCGGAAAAAUGGCACAAUGGAGUAUGGAUAGAAGUAAUAUGGAAAAUAUGAGAAUAACAAAAGAUUCAGCGGGCGGAGCUUUAAAAGUUAUGAUUGAAGAAGGUUUUGAAUCACCACGUCGUUUUUCUCCAGCUCCUGUUGGCCAUUUUCCUGAAGAACUUGCUACUACCGCUCCGUCUGGAAUGUUAUCGUGGGAUGAUGUUAGAGUUCGUUUUGAAUAUUAUAAAAGUCGAGGUUACUUGCGUGAUCUAGAUUUAAAAGAUUAUAUUAAAUGGGAGGAAUGGUGGUACAGAUAUCAAGAGUGGUUGAAACAAGAACGUUACUACGAAUUCUGGGAAAGACAGCAAAUGCAUAGACGAAGACGAAAAAAAAUUCCUAUUACACAAAGAUUAAAUUGAAUCUGACAGUAAUAUAUACUUAACAGGAUCAAAUAGUCAGUUUAAAUUAACUUUGAGACAGAAUCAAAUUAUAAUCAGUGUAGUUUUUUUUUUCAUUUUGAUUUUAAUUUGCUUUUUUAGUGCUUCUUUUUGAGAUUUUUAAGAUAUAAUUCUUAACAAAUAUAUUAAAAAUAUAUCCAUACAUAUUUUAAAUCAUUGAUUAUUAAAACAAAAUGCAUAUUCUAGUUUAUUUCAAAGAAUACAUUGCGUAGUAAGACAAAAAAUAAAUGGUUAAAACUUAUAACAAAAUUUUGAAUAUAGUUAUAAUAAAUAUAUUAAUUAUAUAAAUUUACAAUUUAAUUUAAAAUUUGAACAAACGGUUAAGUGCAACAAUGUAGAAGCAUAGCUAUUAAUAUACCUACAAUAAUUGUAAAUGUUUUUUUUAGAAAAACAGGUUUACCACGGUGGAAAUGUAAAGAGUGGCGACAAAUUUCUAAUACAUAAUAACAUAUUGACUGAUUGCAUAGCACGGUAUGACAAGAACAUAAUAUGCUUAAAUUUUUUUUGGAAAUAAAAUUAUGAAUUUGAAA